Molecule: messenger RNA, 525 nt
Organism: Guillardia theta CCMP2712
Lineage: Eukaryota; Cryptophyceae; Pyrenomonadales; Geminigeraceae
Exons: 4
Coding region: 1-369 (122 amino acids)
Source: RefSeq, a predicted model, not a curated record
AUGCUGAGGAAUCAGCAGCUUCUCGUGGUGGCUGCUGUGCUGGCCGUUGCUGGGAUCGCUACUUUGCUGAUCGCUACGACGAGCGGCAACAAGAGAACAGCAGAUCUGGAGCUCGUGAGGGUUCCCAGGAGGAGAAUGGCCAUGAGGGCGCGUGGACAGAUGCUGUGGGGGACUGAGACUUACCCGUAUUGGGAGCGAGAGCACACGGGAGAUCCGGAGAUGUUCGCAGAGGAGUACAUUGAUCUGUGCAUACGGAAGCUCUACCCGGAGGUAGGGUGUCCGGGGUCUUGGGACAGCUCGUACUGGAGCCCGAUCCAUGACGAAUACGACAACGACCAUCCUGAGUUAGACAUCUGGCCUCCAGAGUGAAGAUCUUGUACAUUGGUGGAUGACAUGGGGUUGUUUGUCCUGCUCUGUUGGUGGAGGAGGCCGCUGCAUGGCCGUGGUGUAUGCUGAUUGUUGAGAACCUUAACACGUCAAAUUUCUGUGGAAAAUGCUCUGAAUAAAUUGACAAGCAUUCAUUGA